AUGAAGAAGUGUUUGACUACCGCUCCAGUGCUAGUGAUUCCGGAUACCGAGAAGGUGUUUGAGGUGUACUAUGAUGCAUCAUAUCAAGGUCUGGGCUCCCAAUCCCGAGUAUUCAGCGACCACAAAAGUUUGAAGUACUUAUUUGACCAAAAGGAACUGAAUAUGAGGCAGCGAAGGUGGAUGGAAUAUUUGAAAGACUAUGACUUUGAAUUGCUCUACCAUCCGGGCAAGGCAAAUGUUGUAGCCGAUGCUCUAAGUCGGAAGAAGAUACAUGGACACGAUUUGGAGCUGCAACAGUUUAUGGGGUGGUUAGGCACAAAAAAGGAAAGAAUUCUCAGAUGGGAGAGGACAACAUUCUACGGUUUAAAGGUAGAGUGUGUGUACCAGGAGAACCUCAUUUCAGGAGGCGGCCUUAUGUACAUAGUUGAGGAUGAGUUCAACGUAUCAUCCUCAGACGGAUGGACAAAUGAUGUGCUACCUUUGGUGGAGUUCACCUACAAUAAUAGUUACCAUUCCAGUAUUGGUAUGGUGACCUAUGAAGCAUUGUAUGGAAGGAGGUGUAGAACCCCAUUAUGCUGGUAUCAAGAUGGUGAAGCCUUUGUGCUUGGUCCUGAAUUUCUGCAACAGACGACCAGUAAGGUCAAGUUGAUCCAAGACCGGAUGAGAGCAACUCAGAGUAGGCAAAAGUCUUAUGCAGAUAAGAGGAGACAACUGCUUGAGUUUGAUGAAGGAGACCAUGUAUUUCUCCGAGUGACGCCAACUACAGGUAUUGGAAGGGUUCUUAAAUCAAGGAAGUUGACUCUGAGGUUUAUAGGACCUUAUCAGAUUACACGGAGAAUAGGAGCAGUGACGUAUGAAAUCACUUUACCACCUCACCUAUCCAACUUGCAUAAUGUGUUUCACGUCUCACAGUUGAGGAGAUACAUUGCAAGUUCAGAUCAUGUUUUGGAGUCAGACGAGGUGCAAGUACGCGAGGAUCUGACUAUGCCAGUUGGACCAGUGCGCAUAUUGGAUACUUAA
Molecule: messenger RNA, 1020 nt
Organism: Vigna unguiculata (cowpea)
Lineage: Eukaryota; Viridiplantae; Streptophyta; Magnoliopsida; Fabales; Fabaceae
Source: RefSeq, a predicted model, not a curated record